UAACACCAUCUUUCAUGGUCAAUAAAUCAUCAUAUCACAGUGAAGAAAUGCUAAAGUAAAGCCAACAAAAUAAAAAGAAAUAGAAGAAAAAAAAGAAGAAAAAAUAAAAAGAAAAAGACAAAAAAAAAGAAAAGAAAAGAGAGAGAGAGAUAAAAGAUGAGAAAGCAAAAGUAAGGCCCAGAGAACAUGAAUCAGACAUAUCAACCCCCACCUCAUUGCGUCUUCACUUUGCUUCCCUUCCCUUCUAAGCCCCCCUUGGAUUCUCUCUCUCUCUUUCUCUCUCCUCUCUCUCUAGGAAUACAUAGACAGGAUCCAGGCUGUAGCAAGUUAAUUAAUUCUAGUAGCGGUGUGAGACACAGAUUGAGCAUGGGUUCAGUAGGCAACCAAAACACUUGGGCACCAUAUGAUAGUUACAAGGAUUGCUCACAAGGAAUCUGCAGCAUAUAUUGUCCACAAUGGUGCUACAUGAUCUUCCCACCUCCCCCUCCAUUUGGUCCACCAGAUGACGGUGAUUCAGGCACCAAUUUCUCCCCCCUCAUCAUAGCAAUCAUCGGCAUCUUGGCCAGCGCUUUCCUCUUGAUAAGCUACUACACCAUCAUCUCCAAGUACUGCAAAAGAAGAGGCGAUCAAAGCAACACAAGUGCAGAGCUUGCCGCGAAUCGCGACCAAGCCAAUCCAGACCAAUGGCAGGUGGCUUCAGCUGGUUUGGAUGAGACCCUCAUCAAGUCCAUCAAAGUCUGCAAGUACAAGAAAGGAGAAGGGUUGGUUGAAGGGAGCGAAUGCGCGGUUUGUCUCAGUGAGUUUCAAGAAGACGACUCUCUGAGGCUAUUGCCAAAGUGCAGCCAUGCCUUUCACCUCCCCUGCAUUGACACAUGGUUGAAGUCCCACUCGAAUUGCCCUCUGUGCCGGUCCAACGUUGCACCUACUAAUCCACAGCCUUUGCCGGCAGCAAGCUCACAAAUUUCUUCGAAUCUGAACAUCUCUUCCCUCCAAAUCCAGCGCCAGAAUGAUGUGGUUUUGGUGGUUGAUGAUCAAGAAAGGGGUCGAGAAGAGGUGGUUGUUAGUCUUGGGAGUGAUGCUACUCCAAAGACGUCGUUUCGAUCCAACAGUGAUGUGCAGAAUUCUGAAGUGAGAGAUCAGAACAUAACAGAUAUUGGGCAAUUUGGAAGAUCGGUUUCAUUAAGCUCAUUUUCGAGCAGAGGACAGCUUUCGGUUGCUGACAUAUUACAUUUUAGUGAAGAAGAUGAGGAUUUGCAAAUGGAAGUCUGCCAAUUUCCCAUUGGCAUUGGAUCAUCCAAAGGAGUAGAGGGAGAACACAGCAACACGAAUGAUACAAUCGACUCGCGAUAUAGAGAUUGAUUUUUCAACUGGAGAAGAAUUCUAAUUUUCCCAGAUGAAAACUAUAUUUAUUGUGUAAAAAACAGGAGUCGAUUUGAUUCUGUAGAUUUUAUGACUUUUACCCAAACAGAGGAUGUGAACUUGGUGAGUUCUUUCCAUGAACUGAUUUCUAAAAAUACUUUUACUGAUACCAAGUGUUGUUCAAAUUUGUUAGUGAUUUGUAGUUGGAUUUGAAUCUAUGACUGAAAAGAAAAAUUCAAUAUCUUCUCUUUAUGCCAAAGGAAA
This is a messenger RNA of Cornus florida, 1623 nucleotides long. Its product is annotated as RING-H2 finger protein ATL51-like. Gene Ontology annotation, biological process: protein ubiquitination. Bases 187 to 1359 code for a protein of 390 amino acids. NCBI's taxonomy places the organism in Eukaryota, Viridiplantae, Streptophyta, Magnoliopsida, Cornales, Cornaceae. Gene Ontology annotation, molecular function: transferase activity. The record is from RefSeq and is a predicted model, not a curated record. The transcript has a single exon.